GUACUCUUUUUCAGUGUGUACUCACAGCCACUGGAAUAUCUCUCCGAGCCUAUAAAUGGACAUCGAAAUCGAACUUCGAUUUCAUUCCAAACCAGUCUAUCCAACCAACUAAAGAGAGCAAAAGAAAAACUAAAGAGGGAAAUGGGUUCGAAAGCAAUUGUUUUCCUUGGCCUUUUUCUGGCCGUUGCUCUUCUCAUCUCCUCGGAGGUGACAGCCAGGGAUUUGGCUGAGACUACUACCACUUCUACUACCCCUAGUACUACUACCCCUACUGAUCAACAGACUAAUGCGGUAGAUGAUUCAAAGUAUUAUCGUCAUCAUGAUGGUGGAUAUUACGGAGGUGGCGGUUAUUACGGGGGUGGAUAUGGAGGCCGAUAUGGAGGCGGCGGAUACGGAGGUGGAUAUGGAGGUCGAUAUGGAGGUGGCGGAUACGGAGGUGGAUAUGGAGGUGGCGGAUACGGGGGUGGAUAUGGAGGCCGAUACGGAGGUGGCGGUUACGGAGGCGGCGGUUACGAAGAAGAAGGGAAUUAAACUUAUAGGAGGCCAAGUUAAAAUAUGUAUGAAUAAUGGAGGAAAUCUGAUCAGGCCCUUUAGAUUAAUUACAGUCAUCUAGUAGUUCAUCUGUUAGGGCAUGGUUUGUAUUUUCCUGUGUUUGAUUUAUUUUCCUGUGUAUGAUUUUCAAGUUGUGUUAAUUAAAUUACAUUGUAUUAA
Molecule: messenger RNA, 711 nt
Organism: Rhododendron vialii
Lineage: Eukaryota; Viridiplantae; Streptophyta; Magnoliopsida; Ericales; Ericaceae
Product: abscisic acid and environmental stress-inducible protein-like
Exons: 2
Coding region: 142-531 (129 amino acids)
Source: RefSeq, a predicted model, not a curated record